CUUCAUGUUUAUCUGAACGGAGUAUUCCCCCGCAAUCCAUAAGAAUCUAUUUUGCCUAGCUCGAUCGAGGGUUUGCUUGGAGGCACAAAGAUCAAAGAGGAGUUGGCUGUCAUUUCUGAAACGUGGAAGAUGAUUUCCCAUGUUCGCUAGACCUUGCAGGGAGGACACUGAUCAGUAUCAAACCCGUAACUAGAUUCCCAUUCACCACCAUGUCUGACGCUGAUCCCAAAAGCCAUUCCUCUGCUCCUACUCCUCCUCCUUCGUCUUCCUCAAGUGGAGUGCCCUCUGAAAUCAGAAGUGGCCAUUCCCACAAUCACAGCUCGAACCAAUUUUCAGGCCACAAGGUUCAUUAUCCGAACCCACCUGACGCAGUGAAUCCGGACGCUGCUACUCUCAGAGAGCAAUGGAGGUAUGCCAUCAAACAAUACAGUAGAUGGUACUCUCAUGCUUGGGGCACUGCGAUUCUAGCUGGGGUUGCCUUCUUUGCCCUUGGUUGGGUCAUCAAAGGCGGGAAUCCCUUGCCCUCUUUCCACACUGAGGAAUCUUCGCCUCCAUCUUCCUCUGAUUCGGAGAAACCUCGCCAGUAAUGAAAAGAUGGUGCCAUCUAACACAAGAACUGCUUCUAGUUAGCAGUGCCCUGAAGCCUUACUUUGAUCACAAUACCAUCUGGAAGUUUUUGUUUGAGUCUCAUCUCAUAAUACUUCUGCUUUCUGGGUUUCUGAAUUUUGUUCUUGUAUUUAUGGAUGUCUAUCAAUGAGGAUGUUUGUUACGUAAUUUUGUAAUAAAACUGUGUAAAAUCUGUACAUAUUCAAAUCCUUGAUAUCACAGUGUA
Molecule: messenger RNA, 832 nt
Organism: Prosopis cineraria
Lineage: Eukaryota; Viridiplantae; Streptophyta; Magnoliopsida; Fabales; Fabaceae
Exons: 2
Coding region: 210-587 (125 amino acids)
Source: RefSeq, a predicted model, not a curated record